Molecule: messenger RNA, 1704 nt
Organism: Argentina anserina (silverweed cinquefoil)
Lineage: Eukaryota; Viridiplantae; Streptophyta; Magnoliopsida; Rosales; Rosaceae
Exons: 2
Coding region: 219-1532 (437 amino acids)
Molecular function (GO): protein binding
Source: RefSeq, a predicted model, not a curated record
GAAGGGGUUAUAAAGCUCACCGGAGAAACAAACCAGGAUUGAAAACUUUCAGAGCAACAGAGAGCUCACCGGCUCUUAUACGAUCAUGGUUGGAGUCCAAAGACCCACUCUUUCAUUCUGCUUCUCCACACUUACGGAUUCAUAGAUUUCACAGAGUUUAUCAAGUCUAAACUUAAUCGCCGUCAUUACCGGACAUUGUUAAGGUUGUUGAUACUAGGAUGUCAGUGUCUUGUUGUGAUCCUGUUGUUAAGUCAAAACGAGGAGAUUCCAAGAGUGUUACAACUAGUGUUGAUGACCUCCCCGAAGUCGCAUUGGUCGAAAUCCUUUGUCGAUUGCCUAGUUGCAAAUUUGUUGUUCAAUGCAAGUGUGUUUCGAAACGUUGGUGCAAUGUCUUGUCUGAUCAUUAUAUGAUCGGUCGUUUUCUUUGGGUGAAGUUGGAGAAGAUAGCCCCAAUUGUAACUCGUACUAGUCCUGUAGUUAACAGCAAUUUCGGGCGCCAGCUCUUCACGGCGGAGGUGUUUGGUAGGCUGAGGAGUUUGUUGGGUUUGACAAAGAAUCCACUAGUUCUAGCAACAUGGAAUGAUUUAGCUCUGUGCUCCGCAGAUCGUUAUCAUCGCCCCAGUUACUUCAUCUGCAAUCCACGCACAAUGCAUCUGGUUACUCUUCCUCCUGUCCCUCGCUGCGACAGACGUCAGCCUGUGGGAUUCAUUUGUGAGCCUUACUACUAUAAGGAAGACAGGAGUGACAUUGGUGUGCAAAACUUAAGGCAGGUGGUUAAAUUUAAUGGUGAGUUCAGGUUCAAAGUUGUGAGAAUACUUCUGCCUGAUAAACCUCGUAAGACUUGCUUCAAGUUUAAGAUACAGGUUUUCUCUAGUGAGAUUGGUGAGUGGAGGGAAUCAGUUGUACCGUGUCCAAGAGGCUGUCCGUCUUGUGACAUCAGUGUUAAUGGCUUUGCCGGCAAUGGAAUGUUGUAUUGGAAUGCUGAUUAUGGGAUACUGGUGCUGGGUCCAUUUACUAAUGCUGCUGAUGAUCAUGGCUAUCAAUUUCAUGUUAUUUGGACAUUUAUGGAUAAGUUUACUCCAGUUUGCCUAGGCGUUUACGAAGGAUGUCUGCUGUUUUAUGAUUACUGCUCCAGUUCAGAGAAUCCAAUCUUUGAGCUAUGUAUUUGGAAGUUGACAGAAGAAGAACUAAACCAAAUGGCUGUUGAUGGAGGUGGAAAAUUGGGUCGGAAUCACAAGAAACAUUACCUGAACCUUAUGUUUCUGAUGGAUCUUGAUUCAGAUAAUGAUCUGGACCUAAGUGACGCGGAUGUAUUCGGUUUCAAACCAACUAAUUUGGAUAUCUUUUAUGUACGCUUGGGUGAAGCUUAUUUCAAGGGCAACAUUCGCACAGGCUGGUUGUCUGAGGUUGAUGUAAAGAGUUACCACGAUGAAUGUAGCCUCUGUGAUGUUUCUUCAAAGAUAUUCCGCUCUCUGCUCCCAUGGCCAACACCAGUUCCUAGACUGCCAGAACGUGUCGAUGGCCUCAAUUAGAGAAAAUGGCACAUUGUCUGUGGAUUGUUGAAUACUGGCAUCACCAAACUAAAAGCGUCGUCCAGUGUUGCAUAGUUUGAUGUAUUUCUUCUCGUUCACUAUGCUUUUAAAGGUUCUUCAGCCAAAUAUUUUGCUGUAUAGGAGGUAGAUCGCACAUUUUUCUGUUGCAUAG